Molecule: messenger RNA, 1824 nt
Organism: Trichoderma breve
Lineage: Eukaryota; Fungi; Ascomycota; Sordariomycetes; Hypocreales; Hypocreaceae
Product: RNA polymerase III subunit RPC82 domain-containing protein
Exons: 6
Coding region: 1-1824 (607 amino acids)
Biological process (GO): DNA-templated transcription
Cellular component (GO): RNA polymerase III complex
Molecular function (GO): single-stranded DNA binding
Source: RefSeq, a predicted model, not a curated record
AUGUUCGUCACUAAACAUGCGGCGGAGCUUUGCGCUCUCCUAGUCAAUGAUCUCUAUGGCGAACUUCCUUCGCGAAUCCUCGCCGCACUCUUCACAAAAGGCCGAUCAACCAUCACACAGCUUGGGCUCUACACGCAGCUGGGCCCCCGCCAAAUUCGCAAUGGUCUGGGCGUCUUGAUCCAGCAGAAUCUGUUAUACCACCACACCGAUGCCGACACCAAGCGCACUACCUAUGAAGCCAAUCCCGGCGCAUGCUAUAAUCUAGUUCGAUCUGGCAAGAUCUUGGAGAUGAUUGAGAGCCAAUACGGAAAGGCAGAGCGCGACCUCGUGCAGACUCUUCUGCUUCUUGGAUAUGCAAGGAUCGCCGAGCUGACUCACGCAUAUGUUUCCCGAGCUCCAAGAUCAAACGGGCACGCAAACGGCAAUGGUGUGAAUGGAGCUGACUCUGGUCUAAUUGAGUCCGAAGCCGAACUUCACAAUGUGCUGAGCCACUUGAUUCGAUGCGAAAUCAUUGAGACGGUUAGGCCGCAGUCUUUCCGUAAUCCAAGCGAUGUUUACCACGAAAUUGAAGCGGAGGUCACCAAGACGGCCCCUGGCGAAAAGGCAACCAAGACGAAAAUUGAUCAGCAAAGGCAGAUUAUGGAGCAAUACCGAGCGUUUAAAGAUCAACCCAAAGCUCUGAAGAGGCAGCUUGACCAGUUUGGUGGACCCGUAACCAAGCGAAGAAAGCUCGGGAAUGGAUUGGGAGAGGAGGAUAGAGCGAUGGAAGACGAUAUGCCACCUCUUAAUCCAAACGUGGUCGUCAGGGUAAAUUAUGACAAAUGUCUAGUUGAGCUGCGUAGCCAUCGUCUAGCCAGCUUCGCCAAGGACACUCUAGGAGAGGUCACCGGCGAGGUAUAUCGCACGCUGCUAGGCCUGCUUACCAUGGAUGUAUCCAGGUGCCGGGCAGACCCUUUCCUGGGGGAAGACUCAAUUGCUCAACAAGCGACAGCUACGACGAUGGACGUCUACGAGCAUCUUGACGAGUCGGUCAACGUCACAGCAGGCAUAGGGAAGGCCCCUAAAGAUAAGAUAGAUUAUCAGAGUGCAGAGAAGAUCAAAACCGCGCCCGCCGGCAACGACAUGAUUAAUGAUGACUCGGAUGAAGACCCAUCAGGGCCAUUUGACAGCGAUGAUUCGGACGACAUGGGCACAAAGGGGAGCUUUUCCAGAAGAUCUCGAUCGGCAUCCAAGACCAAUGGAGCCCGACCAACCAAGAUGCGCGCGCAUCUCCUAUUACUAGCAGAAAGCAAGCACCGCUUCGUUCGCCACUGCGGAACACAAGGCCGCGGGCAAUGGACAGUGGACUUCGACCAGGUUAUGGAGCGCCUUCGAGAGACGGAACUAGAUGCCUCCAUCGAGCAAUCCUUUGGCAGACAUGGACUCCGCCUUACCCGCAUCCUCCGAGAAAAAGGCAAACUGGAUGAAAAGAUGCUGCCUUCUGCGGCGCUGAUGAAGAAGACGGACGUGCAGGCCAAGAUGCUUGCCAUGCAGAUGGCUGGUCUGGUAGACGUGCAAGAAGUCCCCAAGGACAACACAAGAGUGGCCAACAGGACGCUCUUUUUCUGGUUCUUUGACCGGGAACGAAGCCAGGCGCAGAUCCUGGAUGACUUGUACAAGGCAAUGGUUCGCGCUCUGCAGACACUGCAGGUGGAGAGACACAGGGAGCGGAACAUUCUGUCCUUUGUCGAGAGAAAGGACGUCAUGGGAAAGGAGGAAGAGAAUAAGCUUCUUGGACAAGUUAUGAGACUGGACGAGAUGGUGUCGAUAUUCCGGGAAUACUAA